AUGCGUGCUGUUGUAUACGAAAGUCUAUUCCGCGUCACCGUUCAGGACGUUCCAAAGCCUACUAUCGAGCAUGCCGAUGAUGUCAUUGUCAAAGGCGCGCCUUUUUGCAUUUGCGGAAGUGAUCUGCAUAUGUAUGAAGGGCGUACCAGAGCGCAAGCUGGUAUAGUCUUCGGCCAUGAGAAUAUGGGUAUUGUCGAGGAAGUCGGAAGUGGGGUCGCGCUGCUGAAGACUGGUGACCGAGUGGUCAUGCCAUUUAACGUUGCUUGUGGGCGUUGUCUUAACUGCGAAGAGGGCCGUUCGGCUUUUUGCACCCACGUCAAUCCAGGUUUCGUGAGUAAUGCACUUAGCUAUGUUGCAAUGGGACCGUACCAAGGUGGACAAGCCGAAUAUGUCCGGGUUCCAUUCGCCGACUUCAACGCACUCAAAUUACCACUCGGCACCGAGCACGAAGAAGACUUUGCCCUCCUGGCUGAUAUUUUCCCGACGGGAUGGCAUGGCGUUGAAAUCUCAGGUUUUCGUCCGGGAGAGUCGGUUGCCGUCUUUGGCGCUGGACCAGUUGGUCUGAUGGCAGCCUACUCUGCUUUGAUACGCGGCGCUGCUGAGGUAUACGUCGUUGAUCGCGUCCCAGAGCGCCUGGAAAAGGCCAAGGAAAUUGGUUGCAUCCCGAUUAACUUUACCGAGAGCGAUCCCGCUGAUCAAAUCAUCAAGCUGAGAGGAGGCAAAGAAGUCGAUCGCGGAGUCGAUGCUGUCGGUUAUCAAGCUACCUCUAGCGAUGGCAAGACUGAGCAACCUAACGCGGUACUCGAGGCGCUCAUCAAAGUUGUCCGACCUACCGGAGGAUUGGGUAUACCCGGGUUGUACGUACCGACAGAUCCUGGUGCGCCUGACUCUGCUGCCGCCAAGGGAUACAUCUCUUUCCCAUUUGGAAAGCUCUUUGAAAAAGGUCUGACCAUCGGAACUGGACAGUGUAACGUCAAGUCCUACAAUCGCUAUCUUCGCGAUUUGAUCAUCGCUGGUAGGGCGAAACCCUCCUUCGUUGUUUCGCAUAACCUGCCGCUUGAGGAUGCCCCAUCGGCAUAUGAAAAAUUCGACAAGAGAAUUGAUGGGUAUACGAAGGUCUUGUUGCACCCCGGACCUUAA
This is a messenger RNA of Guyanagaster necrorhizus, 1140 nucleotides long. RefSeq names its product GroES-like protein. The record is from RefSeq and is a predicted model, not a curated record. Lineage: Eukaryota; Fungi; Basidiomycota; Agaricomycetes; Agaricales; Physalacriaceae. Gene Ontology annotation, molecular function: oxidoreductase activity; zinc ion binding. The transcript is spliced from 15 exons. Bases 1 to 1140 code for a protein of 379 amino acids.